Messenger RNA from Rotaria sp. Silwood2, 321 nucleotides. NCBI's taxonomy places the organism in Eukaryota, Metazoa, Rotifera, Eurotatoria, Philodinida, Philodinidae. The record is from the annotation of a GenBank genome assembly.
GUGGAAGGUGCAAAACAAGGCAUUGUCGUGGCUGGUGGUCAAGGACAAGGAAAUGGUCUUACACAAUUGUCUUGUCCUCAAGGAGUCGUUGUCGAUCAAUUGGGCACUGUCUAUGUGGCUGAUGCAAGGAAUGAUCGAAUCAUGCGUUGGCCCAAAGGAGCCACACAGGGAAGUGUCAUUGUUGGUGGAAACGGUAGAGGAGAACAAUCGAACCAACUCAAUUGGCCCUUCGGUUUGUCAUUCGAUCGACACGGCAAUCUCUAUGUCGUCGAUUGUGGAAAUCAUCGAGUACAAAGAUUCGACCUUCAAUCAAAUAAAUAA